Molecule: messenger RNA, 3465 nt
Organism: Thunnus maccoyii (southern bluefin tuna)
Lineage: Eukaryota; Metazoa; Chordata; Actinopteri; Scombriformes; Scombridae
Gene: tpbg1b
Product: trophoblast glycoprotein a
Exons: 2
Coding region: 787-1881 (364 amino acids)
Biological process (GO): negative regulation of canonical Wnt signaling pathway
Cellular component (GO): plasma membrane
Molecular function (GO): protein binding
Source: RefSeq, a predicted model, not a curated record
AAACACCCCUCCCCCACCUGGUUACCAUACCACCUGGGUAGGUGGGAAUGACAUGGGACAUCAAAUUCACUAAACACUAUUAGUGAGGUGAAAUUCCAGCAGCUAGAAAUUCACAAAACUCUCAGGAACCUUUAUAUAAAUGAAAAUUUCAAGGAUAAAGUAGAACAUUGAAUGACUAUACAUUUGGUCAGUGUUACAAACUAAUAUUCAUCCCCUGAUGUGACCUUUGUACAGAAAACUUAUUAUUAUUAUUAUAUAAUAUAAUAAAAUCUCUGCUCAGGUGUAGGGAGUGUAACCCAUUGUUUCCAUAUUAUCAUAUUAGGUUGACAUAGACAAAAUAGUGAAUAUUAUGCAGAGAAAGAAAGCUGACAGCUCCUCCACUUUCUCCUCCUCAUCCAUCCCUGAUGCCAGCAGAGGCUGAGAGGAAGAUCUGGAGGAUCGGACAGAGAGCGGGCAGAGUAAAGCCCCUCCCCGCAGAUCAUUGCACUAGUCGAUGGUCGUUUUAACUUCAUUGUUGAAGAAGAAGCGACGCCCCGCUUAGCCACGGCAAAGGAUCAAAAACCCCCUCUGAUCAGCACGACCCCCAGUUUUGUUCUCAUGGAAAUCAGACUCUGCCUCCCGGCCACACUCUCCGCAGAGAUGCAAAGUUGAAGCGCAUUCCCAGCCGGGACAGCAGAUGAUAAUGAUGUCUUGGAGGAGCUGAUCGUUUCAUUUACUCCUUCUCUGUGCGUUUCUUUUUUUUUUUUUCGUUUUUUGCUUGCCGCUUUCGGAGUGUUUCUGUCCAACAUGCUGGUUCUGGCGCAGCGCAUUGUUUUCUGUACGUUGCUCGGCUCCGUUUACGCGUCGUGCCCUCCGCGCUGCGAGUGCUCAGAGGCGGCUCACACCGUGAAGUGCGUCUCCAAAGACCUGCGGAGUAUCCCGACCGGGAUCCCCGGAUACACCAGGAAUCUGUUCAUAACGGGGAAUCAAAUAAGUCGAAUCGGGCCGGAGUCUUUCAAAGGGCUGGAUAAUGUGACCAACCUGUCUCUGAGCAAUAACAGAAUUUGCGAGGUGGAAUCCCACACCUUCGCCGGACUCCGCAGCCUCCGCUCUCUGGAUCUGAGUAACAACCAGCUGGCUGUCAUUCACCCCGAAGCCUUCACCGUCCUGAACCAGUCUCUGCGGGAGCUCAACCUGAGCCGGGCCCUCUACAACCACUCGUCAGUGAUGGACUUGGCCACCUCUCUCCGCUGGAGCUCCCUUGGGAACCUGCAGGGACUGGACCUGUCUGACAACAGCCUCAUCUAUUUACCCUCACGCAUCUUCUCCCACUUGACAAGCCUGCGGCGGCUCCUGCUUUCCAACAACUCCCUAGUGGCCAUCCACAACGCCACCCUCUCGGGCCUGGAGCGCCUGGAGGAACUGGAUCUGACCCUCAACGCCCUCAAGACGUUGACCGAGGAGGGCUUACGAGAGCUGGACUCACUUCCUAGAGCUGACCUGCUGCUGGGGGAAAACCCGUUCACAUGCACAUGCGGAAUCGAACCUUUUACCGUGUGGCUCAACAGAUCACAGGGACGCAUUAUGGACGCUGAGGAACUGGUGUGUGCCUUCCCAGCCAGCAUGAGAAACACGUCCAUGCUGGCUGUGGGCAUGCUGACUCUGGGAUGCCACCAGAGGGAUGCGGGUGCGGACCUUGCUCUGCAGACCUCAUACGUCUUCUUGGGUAUAGUCCUUGGCUUCAUUGGCCUCAUUUUCCUCUUUGUACUGUAUCUCAACCGCAAGGGCAUCAAGAAGCGGAUCUAUGACAUGCGUGACGCCUGCAGGGAGGUGUGGGAAGGUUACCACUAUCGCUUCGAGAUCGACUCUGACCCCAGGUUGUCAGGUCUCCAUGAGCGCUGACGUGUGAGAGGACAAUCACCACUGGUGUAUUUUCUUAAAGGAACUGACUUUUUCUAACGCAUUUAACAGUAGAAAAGUGUAAAAAAAAAUGUACAGAUUUGUCUGUAAAUAUAUACAUACAAUAGUGUUAAUAAUCUUUUAGCCUUGUCGGUUAAAGCAUGCACUGCCCAUCGUUCCUCAUUACAUAACUAAUAGUCUUUUUUUAAUACAGAAUAUCUUAGAUGGAGACAAAUGUUAAUACGGGAGUUCAUUGAUUGAUAUUUCUUAUAUUCAUGACUGCUCUUUAUGUCCACACUAGAGCAACAAUAAGUGCCUGAAGUCAGCAAGGUAUUGUUUUUCCUGCAACAUAAGAAUCCCUUUCUACAUGGCAAACUCAUUCAGUAUUCUAUGUCAGAUCUUGACUCAUAUUUAGCUUGUAAUAAAAAAAGGAACAAAACGCUGCAAUAAAAUCCUGACACUAUGAAAACAAACCUCUGGGAAUUCAAAGCACAAUCACUCAUUCAUCUUUGAACCGUUUCAAGCCCUUUGGUCCCCCGUCCUUCAGCCCCAGGGUGCCAGAGAGGAAUUAAGCCUCCAAAAGCUUUUCCAAAGCUCUCCUAAAAUCACCACUCUGCUCUUCUCUGGCUUGUUGCAUUGGAAGGGGGACAAUUCAGCGCAGACCAGCGGGAAUAUCCUAGCCCCCUCUUUUUUUUUUUUCUCCCCUUUUUUUUUUUUUUUUUUUUUUUUCAUGAAACGUUGCUUUGUUUCAACUCCUUGAGUUUUAUUGUCAAAAUGAUGAGAACCAGUCGUAGGCCCAGGCCGCUGAAAGCAAUCUCCCUCCUCCUUUAAAGACAACAGCCGCUCUGGAGGCUCUUUGAAGGAAAAGUCUCCACGUUUUUCUGUUUAGGGGAUUUUUUUCCAAUGAUAAGAUACAGAUGAUUCUGAAACACCAGCUACAUUGUUUCAUUCAGUAGUUUGCUCUGACCAGUUGAGGAGGGAGCCUUAUGAAACUGAAGAAUAUGCUCUUCAACCUUUUGGUUUUUCUCUUCUAUGUCAAGAAAAGUGUCUUUUUAGUGGAAGUUGUCGUGGAAGAUUGGCACUCAAAUCCAGAGAUGUAUGUCUUACAUUUUACAUGCAUGUUUAAUCAAAUUCAAACCAUACAUUGAAUGAAUCACAAGCCAAAAACACGACCGUCUUCUUAUCUUAAAUGUCAUGUGUCAUCCCUGUUUUUCUAAAUGGCUACAUUACAAAUACAACUCACUUCUUUGUGGCCUUUUAAUGCUACAAAAGUCAGACACACAGACAGAGAGAGGGGAUGGCGAGCUGCCAUUCCCCAAUGUGUUUAUUGCCUAAAUUACUAGCUAUCUAUGUUUUAGGAAAGUGGGGAAAGGAGGCCUGGAGUUAACUGAAACAGCCUCUCAUUGUUCGAAGCCAAAGUAGCAUCUUCGUCCUCUCAAGAUGUUCUCCAAACUGCUCUGAUAGCAAUCCAGAAAUGUUUAUAACAUGGAGCCAUUUUACUGCAUGUGUAAUGACAAAAUAAAGCUUCAGAAAGUCCUGAUGUCUGUAUGCUCAUUUAGCGCAAAUGUAAUCUUGUAGGUUAUGAAA